Messenger RNA from Rhodamnia argentea, 2205 nucleotides. Its product is annotated as mediator of RNA polymerase II transcription subunit 32-like. Bases 318 to 755 code for a protein of 145 amino acids. Gene Ontology annotation, biological process: root development; leaf senescence; regulation of DNA-templated transcription. Lineage: Eukaryota; Viridiplantae; Streptophyta; Magnoliopsida; Myrtales; Myrtaceae. The transcript has 3 exons. The record is from RefSeq and is a predicted model, not a curated record. Gene Ontology annotation, cellular component: mediator complex.
AGGAAUCGAAGACAUGUCAGCCCAACAACCUUAGCCAUGAAGCCCGCACGACAAAUCUUCUUCUCCAACCCCAAGCCCCGUGCCUCACGAAUCCAUUGACAAGAACGAAAACCCACGUCGGGAAAGACGGGAGAGAGCGAUCUCAGGCGAACUUGCAAUCCCCGACUUGGAGCCCUGACCACCGUGCCCCACCACCCGCCACCGACGGUGAUCCUCGCCGGCACCCCCAACAACGUCAAGGUCUACAUAGAUAGCACUGCAAUUCACGAGGGAAUAUUUGUUGCGGAGCAGAGUAGGGAAUUAGGCGUUCUGUCACGAUGGACAACAUUGUAGAUUCCUUGAGCAACGCGUACCAGGAGUUCCUCGCGGCCGCGGCGAGUGUUCUCGAGGCCAGGGAAGUGUCCGGGGCACAGAAAAUAGCCGCCACUGAUGCUGCCCUGGAGAACUUCAAGCAGCACUGGGAAUUGUUCCGGGUGGCAUGUGAUCAGGCGGAGGAGUUUGUGGAGUCGGUUAAGCAGAGGAUUGGUUCGGAGUGCCUGGUGGACGAGGCAACCGGCUCUUCAGUGGGGAAGCCUGGGCAGGCUGCAGCACCCGGCCUGCCCCCCAUAAGCGCGGUUCGGUUGGAGCAGAUGAGUAAAGCGGUGCGGUGGCUUGUCAUCGAGCUCCAAAACGGUACUGGCACCGCCGGCGGAGCGGCACAUACUCAUUCCGCCGCGCCUUUUGAUGCUCGAUUCUCCGAAGAUGCAGCUCAGUAGUCCUUGUACAGGUGGUAAUUGGUGCUUUUAAAAGCAGUGAGAAGGAAGUUAGAGAUCAGAUCGGGGGGAAUUGCCUCUUAUUAAAUUGGGGCCUUUGAUAUGUUAAUUUCUUGGUCCUUUGCUUGUUUGACAUUAAUUUUCGUGAAUUUCUGUGUCAGACCAAUUGUUCAAUGGAUUGACAUCGUGCUCUUUCUUGGAUUUUGGUUUCACUUUGUGACAAAUUGUCGACUACAUGGAACCAUUUAUUUUAUUUGCCGUGCUUCGGUUAGUAAAUGGCAUUCACUGUUCUUGGUAUUUAGAAAACUGGAUUUGGCUCCCCUUGGCAGUCUGCUUUGCUACAUUUUGUUCUUUUGUGCUUCUAGAUUGCUUCAAAUCUUUUGUGGUUUUUCUAGCGAAGGGUGCAUUCUUUCAAGUUUAGGGACCUCUCGGUCCAUUAGUGUUGACUGAUGAGGUUUGGUAAGAAACAAGCAUUACGCAUGCAGUUGAGUGCCCAAGCCAUUGAGUAUAUUUGGACAUCACCAAUUUGCAUUACAAGUAGUGUCCUUAUAAUCUACCAUGUCCUAACACCUAGAUAUUUCCACGAAAUCCCUUAAAUCAUGUGUGCUACAUUCACAAAUACUUUUGAGGGUGUUUAUCUUUUUUUGGUAAUUUGUUUUGAGUGCUUCAAACUAAGACAACUCUAUUAAGUCGUAUGGCUAGUUUUAAGUUCUGAGAGCAGUUGUUAUGGUGAAUAAAGACUAUCACUCACUGUAGCAAAUGUGUCAUCAUAAAUUUGGCAACAUUUCUCCAGAUGUUAUGAUUAGCCAUGAGAGAAUCUUUCAAUUGGAUUAUCAAAAACAAUGUGGUAUUUUGGGUUAUCUGAAACUGAUAUCUCCUUUCAAGUUUGGAAAAAUAUUCAAGGUGGCAGGAGGCUUAUAUAAGUCCUUGAGGAACCUUAUCCCUUGGAGGAUUGGUUCUGUCCUCCAAGAGAUCAUAGAAACCACCCUAUGUGACAUUAGUAAAGGAUUGGUGGUGGUUCUGAAAAUUGCUUUUAAUGUGGUUAUGUACUAGAUUUGGAACUCAAGGACUCAUAACUCAUGGUGAAAAUCAGAUACACAUUCUGUUUUGGCAUCUGUAAGAUUUGUUGCUUAGACUAGAUGGAUCUGUUAAUAAUAGCGACAAAGUUGCAUGAGAGAUAUUUGGACAAGGUUGGGUGGGAUUGUCUGAUUGUGUUGGUACGGGCUUGUAGCCAAGGAGCGGUCUUUCUGCCAACUUGUGAAGUUCACAAGUUACCAUUACCAGAGUAGCUUCGAUUUGCGGCUUUUAAACUUGCGAAAUGGCGCAUUUGAUUGCAUGUAGUAACAACCAUUGUGCCUUUGAUAGAUGUGUAGGGGAGGUGAUAUCUAUUGUACUGUUUGUCUUAGCUAUUAUUUUGUGUGUUUGAUUGGAUUAACAAAAUUGUAAAUCCCUA